CGCACCCGCCGUCCCCAGCCGGGCUGGCCGCCAGGUGAGCUGCUCACCCCGGGGCCUGCCUUCCGUCCGCGCCCGCCGCCGCUCUUCGGGGCGGGGCCUGCGGGGAGCGCCCUACCCGAGGGCGGCGUCCAGAUAAAGUGUAGCAAUGGCUGCUGUUUAUUCUGGAAUUUCCUUUAAGCUUAAAAGCAAGACAACUUCUUGGGAAGAUAAACUAAAACUAGCUCACUUUGCUUGGAUUUCCCACCAAUGCGUUCUUCCAAAUAAAGAGCAAGUACUACUUGAUUGGGCAAGACAGUCAUUGAUUGCAUUUUAUAAGAAAAAACUUGAACUGAAGGAAGAUAUUGUUGAAAGGCUUUGGAUCUAUAUAGAUAACAUUCUACACAGCAAGAAACUGCAGGAUCUCCUCAAGAAUGGAAAGACAAUUAACCUUCAGAUUUCCCUGGUCAAGAUCAUAAAUGAGAGAAUAGCUGAAUUCUCUCUUUUGGAAUCCCAAAGAAGUAUGUGUGCCGUGCUGAGCUGCUGCCAGGGCAUCCUCUCAACGCCUGCCCUUGCUGUUAUCUACACAGCUAGACAGGAGCUGAUAGUGGUGUUGCUGAGCCAGCUGUGCUGGUUGGCCUGUAGACAGCCAGAAAGAGCCAUGGUGGCCCAGUUAUUUGAAGUCAUUCACCUGGCACUUGGCCACUACCUCUCGAUCCAGCAACAGCAAGUCAACCCAAGACGUGCCUUUGGGGAGAUGACUGGGCACUUGCUCCAGCCCUGCCUGGUCCUGAGGCACUUACUUUCCGGGGGCAUGUGGACACAGGCUGGUCAGGGCCAGCUGCGACAGGGGCUGAGCCGGGAGAUAAGGAGUCAGAUUGAGGCUUUACUUCAAGGUGGAGCUUUUCAGCCCGAGUUGCUCUCGUCCUACAAAGAGGAGCUCUUGGACCAGCAGCAAGGUGACACGAAGAUAGGGACCAUGAAGAAUCUUUUAGCUCCCAUGGACACUUUGAUUGCUAGGCUGUUAGAUGUUGGUUACUGUGAGCCAUCCCUUCGUUCUGCUGUUAUAGCCAACUCAGUGGCCUUGCUGUAUAAGCUCUUUUUAGAUUCUUAUUUUAAGGAGGGGAACCAGCUUCUCUGCUUCCGGGUACUCUCCAGGCUGUUCGGCUGCUUGAGGAUUUCACAUCUGCAGGAGGAGCAGAUAAAAGCCCUGGCCACGUCAGAUUGGACUACAGAACUUCUGGUUGUAGAACAGCUGCUAAAUUCAGUGGCCAGCAACAAUAUCUACAACAUUGCUGCUGAUAGGAUCCGACACGAAGAGGCUCAGUUCCAUUUUUACCGCCGUUUGGCUGAGCUGCUGAUAAACCAUUCUCAAGCAUCUGUGCCGGCCUGGUUCCGCUGCCUCAAGGCUUUGAUGUCUCUGAAUCAUUUGAUUUUGGAGCCAGACCUGGAUGACCUGUUGGCUUCAGCUUGGAUCGAUGCAGAAGUGACAGACUUUCGAACCAAAAAAGCACAGGAGGCGCUUCUUCAUACUCUCUUCCAGACAUAUGUCAAACUCCGACAAGUGCCGCGGUUGUUUGAGGAGAUUUUGGGGGUGAUCUGUCGUCCAGCUGCUGAGGAGCUAAGGCAGCCUGUGCUGGCCUCGGGCCCCUCCAGGGUGCUCUGUGAGUGCCUCCUGGAGUUGCCACCAGGUCAGAUCUUGGACACAUGGUCCCUCUUGUUGGAGAAGUUCCAGUCUUUGGUCUUGCCAUAUUUGCAGGGUGAUGUCGACAUGGCCUUGAAAUCACUGUCCCUGAGCUCACUGCUGCACUGUAUCAUGUUCAAUAUGAGGAGCCUAGACAGCAGCACACCUCUGCCCAUCAUCAGACGGAUGCAGUGCACAAUGGAGAGGAUGCUCCGAGAGCUUGUAAGGCCCCUGCUGGACCUUCUCCUGGACCUCCAGGUCCCAGAGCUUGAGCUCUGGCUGCAGAAGGUCAGUGACUCUGCACUCCUGCUCUCUUACACUUGGGCCCAGGUUGAUGCCAUGCUCAGUAUAAACUGUAGCCAGUAUCACUCUUUGUCUGUGGCUCUAACAGAUGUUGCUACAGAGAUCUCAAACCUCCCCUUGUUGCUCCCAGGUGUUGAAACACACCAAUGGAAGAAGAUAGAAAAGUUUACAGCUCAGUUUGACUCUCUUGGCAGGUAUUGCUUAGAACAGCUCUACUUGCAGAAAAUGAAAAGGACUUUAAUGCAAACUAACUUCCAGUCUGAAGAAGCCCUCCGAACUUUGCGGUGUGAUGCUGCCUACAUUCUUGAUUCUGGCAGAGAAAGCUUAAAUCAAAGAACAAGAGCUUCCUGGGAUGCCCAGGUUGGGACAGUGAGUGCACUCACAUACCCUGUAGCUCACUGGCACUUGAUUGUGUCAAAUCUCACAAUUUUGAUAUCCUAUCUUUGUCCAGAUGAUGUGAGAUCCCUGGCUAGCGUGCUGCUAAGAACUUUACCAAUGAGUAAAGCCCAAGAAGUUUCAGCAGAUGAAGAGCCAAGCAUCACACUUGAAAAAAUAUCCAACUCUAUCCUUCACAGCCCUCUCUUUCCAGAAAUGCAAUCCCUUCAUUCUGCUUUCUUAAUGUGCCUGACUGAAGGAUGUACUAGCAUCCUGUGUUCUGGGGCCCAGUGUGACCCAAGUCUUCUCAAUCAACAGCUGCCCUGGCUUUUUGAAAAGGACCACAUGAUGGUGGCUCUUUGGGAAAACAGAUUUGCAAAAGUUGGACCUGAAGGUGUAGAACCAAAAGGAGAAAUUGCCCAAAACUUAUUAUCCUUGGUCAAGAGUGACUUCCCCAUUCAGCUGGAGGGAGAACAAUUAGAGAGCAUCCUGGGACUUCUGGAAGUUAUUUCUACUCUGCAGCUGGACAGCCUCUUGACUCCCUAUCAUGUGCAUUAUUUCCUUCUAUUAUUGUCCAUGGCCAUGAUCAAGCUGGGGAGCUCUUGCUCCUCCUCACUGACCCUCAAGUUUUUGAUGACUUGCUAUCGGCUUCUUGGUUACCUGCAGAGAGGGAAAAGUGCUCGCUCAGUGCUCAAGAUUAUGUAUGUUAGUGAUAUUUUUGAGAUUAUAUUGACCUCGCUGUUCAAAGCCAGUAGUAGGUUGCCUGUUAACAUGGAUGACCCUUCUUGGUUGGAAUUCCUCCAAGUGAUAGGGGCGUUCUUAGAACAGCUAAUGCAGAUGCUUAUCCAGAUGAAGCUCAGCUUGGUACUUAAUUUUGGGAAAAUCUCUAGAUUCCUCCACAAACUUUACACUGAAGCGAUUGCAGGCAAACAGGUGGAAAAUCAGAAUUGUCGGGGCCAGCAGCUCAUUCUGGUGUCUUUAACCAAGUUGUGCCAAGUCCUAGGGCCUUUUGUCAAAGAGCGGAAGCAGCACCACGAGGCCCCAGAAGCACUGUGUGAGCUGCUGCAGAAGGCUGUUCUCCACACAGGAGCUGUGCUGCAGCUCUGCUGGGCCCAGGGUGCCCAGGAUCAUCACCUUCCCUCCAUCUUUAUCUCAUCAGCCAGCACACUCUUGGAGGCAGAUGUAGGCCAGCACCCUAGGCACAGGACAGAGACUUCCCAAAUGACAGAUGAAAUGACGUGCUCACAUACUACCUUCUACCAGAGUGUUUACUCUCAACUACUGUCAGAGUUGCCGGCUUUUGCAGAAGACAGUCAGUGUUUUCAAGCAGCCAUGCGGUUUUUAACUCUAUUCUUUUUGACCCCAGAGCUACAUCCCAAGAAGGAUUCUGUUUUUACCUCCAUGUUUCAUUCUAUGAGAAAAGUUCUUGCAGGAGUUGGUGCUGUUAUAUGCAUUUCACUGAUGAGGGAAUGGAAGCUCAGAGAACUCAUGAGUCCAGGAUCUGCUAGCUUGUGGGACACUUGGACCGAGGUCUUUAUCUCUCAAAGCCUGUCGUCCCCUUCAUCCCCAAAGCUAAUUAGUGAGCAAAGACUGGGAUGUUGGAAGGUAUUCUGGCAACAUGGAACAGUCUGCAGGCUGAAAUGUGGCUGGGAAGAUCCUACAAUUCCAGUUCAAGUAAUUGAGGACAUUGAACCUCAUUUGGGAGCCUUGUUCACCCAGAUGUUAGAAGUUGGGACAACAGAGGACUUCAGGAUGGUGAUGCAGUGUAUUCUCCAAGGUUUAGAUGUUAGUAACAUGUGGAAAGCAGAUCUGCAGGCCGUUUUGUCAGCUGUUACAUUGACCAAGGUGCUCCUGAGCUCCCCACUCAGUGGAGAGAAAGCACGUCUGUUCUGGAGUGCAUGCCCGCAGAUAGUCACGGCUCUCACUCUGCAAAACCGAGAGGCUUGUCAAGAGCAGCCUGUGCUCCUGGCAGUGGUGGGGCCUAUUUUGGACCUGCUGGCAGCACUGCUGCGACAGGGGGAGGAGACCAUCAGCAAUCCACACCAUGUCAGCCUGGCUUUCAGUAUCCUGCUCACAGUCCCUUUGGACCAUCUGAAGCCGCCUGAGUAUGGGCGCAUCUUCUUGCGGGUGCACAAUGUGCUCUUCUCCAUCCUGCAGUGUCAUCCGAAGGUAAUGCUGAAAGCCAUUCCUUCUUUCUUGAACUGUUUUAAUAGAUUGCUGUUUUCGGUUAUGCAUGAAGGGAGGCAGAAAGACAAAGGAGGCACAGAUGAUCUGUCGGUGGUCCUCGAGUGUGCCCGUCUGGUGCAAAGGAUGUACAGCCACAUCGCAGCUCGGGCCGAAGAGUUCACAGUGUUUUCUCCCUUUAUGGUGGCCCACUAUGUCACCGAGGUGCAGAAGGUCACCUUGUACCCCACGGUGAAGGGCCUUCUACAGGAAGGCAUUUACCUCAUCCUGGACCUCUGCAUUGAGCCAGAUGUCCAGUUCCUGCGGGUCUCCCUGCAGCCGGGGGUGAGAGACAUCUUUAAGGAGCUGUAUAAUGAUUAUGUGAAAUACCACAAGGCGAAACAUGAAGGAGAGAAAAGAUACACAGCCUGAGGCCUCGUUCUGGAAGUGCUGCUGAUGUUACUGUGGAGUGGCUUUGGCCCCCUGUUCUGGAAGAGUUGGAGAGGGAAAGAAUUCAGGUGUUCUAAUUUCUGUUGUUGAGAUAUGUGGAAAACACUUUUGAGUUUAUGUAAUAUAUAUACUAUAUUUUACAGCCCUGUUUUCCACACUGAAUAUUUUUUAACAGAUCUUUUUAUGCAGUAUGUAUUGCAAUAGAAUUCUGAUCACUGACCUUGGAAUAAGGUGAAUUUAAUAAAAAAUUACUGAACCUCUUU
Molecule: messenger RNA, 5214 nt
Organism: Canis lupus familiaris (dog)
Lineage: Eukaryota; Metazoa; Chordata; Mammalia; Carnivora; Canidae
Gene: URB2
Product: URB2 ribosome biogenesis homolog
Exons: 11
Coding region: 146-4933 (1595 amino acids)
Biological process (GO): ribosome biogenesis
Cellular component (GO): nucleolus
Source: RefSeq, a predicted model, not a curated record